This is a messenger RNA of Macrosteles quadrilineatus (aster leafhopper), 2199 nucleotides long. RefSeq names its product fatty acyl-CoA reductase 1-like. Lineage: Eukaryota; Metazoa; Arthropoda; Insecta; Hemiptera; Cicadellidae. The transcript is spliced from 12 exons. Bases 321 to 1931 code for a protein of 536 amino acids. The record is from RefSeq and is a predicted model, not a curated record. Gene Ontology annotation, molecular function: alcohol-forming very long-chain fatty acyl-CoA reductase (NADP+) activity. Gene Ontology annotation, biological process: long-chain fatty-acyl-CoA metabolic process. Gene Ontology annotation, cellular component: peroxisome.
UUAUGUGAUGAUUGUUAUUAUAAAUUGAAAUUCCACUGAAACUUAAAUGAUAAAAUCCAAAAUUAGCUGAAAAUACGCGAGUUUCCUUUACUGCUUUUACAAUCGAAAUAAACUACACCAAGCCAUGGCUCGGUCCCCAGGGACAGACAACUAUGACAAAGGUGAUUGUAUUUGAUAAUUUGUUGUCAAUGUGAUUCAAGAGAAAUCGUUUAUUUGAAAGUGAAAUGUAACUUCCUGUACUGCACAACUGUGGGUUUCGAGCACCGACAAACCACCAAGUCAACAGCCGCGGUGCUUGUCUGUUUUGAUCUGCCUGGAAAAUGGAGCCACAAUUGGAGGGAGGAGACAUAUAUAUUGAGCAUUUUCUCCAGGAUCAGCAGGAAUUACCCUUUAGUAGUCUACAGGAAGUGAUUCAAGAUGGGCAUGUCUUGCUGACAGGUAGCACCGGCCUUGUAGGCUCCUUGGUACUCGAGAAAUUACUUAGAUCUUGUAAUAGAGUUUCCAAGAUCUAUGUCACAGUACGUGGGAAAGAUGGGAAGACAUCGCAGCAAAGAAUUAAGGAACUCUUUUCUUCUAAAGUGUUUGACCUCGUGAGAUUGGAACACUGUGAGGCGCUGGAGAAGGUGCAGGUAGUGGACCUAGAUCGAGGGUUCGAGACCCAGAUUGCUCCGGCAGUAACUAAAGUAACUAUGAUAAUCCACUGCGCUCUUCUGGUAGACCACUACCACACAAUUAAGGAGGCUGUUGAAACCAACUUACGAUUUACAUCUACACUCAUUCAACUUGCCUACCGAUGCCGCCAACUUGAAUCCUUCGUUGUGGUUACCUCAACCUUAUGCCACAACGGACAAAGGAUAGUUGACGAACAGUUUUACCCUCCGCCUGUCACAGCCCCUGCAAUGUGUAUAAUGGCCGACUCUCUUUCCCAAGACGUAUUUACCAACAGCACAGCUGGGUUAAUAGCUGGAGACCAAUCUGCCAGUCUAACAACUAUGUGCAUUGCUGAAGAUCUCGUUCGUCAGAGUCGGAGAUCUUUGCCGCUGGCCAUUGUAAGGCCUUCAAUGCUGGUGGCUACAUACAAGGAGCCAUUGGCUGGCUGGUUGCCACGUGAGUCUCCUUCAGGUCUCACGAAGCUACUUACUGAGGCGAUGCGAGGUAGACUCUGCACAUUGCGAUGUGACGAUUCUAUUUGCGCAGAGCUGAUGCCGGCUGACUUUGCUGCUUCCUUCAUACUUGCAGUUGCCAUUCACACAGCAUCAGCAAGGAGGAACUGGAAGAACAAGGAAGUAGACGAAGUAGAAAUUCCUGGACAAAUUAUUCCUGACUCAGACAUACCGAUAUUUAACUUGGUUUCUUCCAAUCAAAACCCGCUUUCGUGGAGAGAGUUUUUUGUAUGCAGCCUAAGACACACGAGAAGUGUGCCAUUUCUUGACAUGGCUUGGUAUCCUUACCUUUUAUUGACCAAAUCAAGAUUUUGGUUCACAUUGUGGUUCUACAUCUUCCAUCUGUUUCCAGCCACUGUAAUUGACAGAUUCCAUGCUUUCACUGACAAUCCAAACAUACUCAAUGCGAAAAAGUCAAGGGUGUAUAGGAAGUAUAUGGUUCUACGUGGCUUCUGCGAGGCUCUCAGUCACCACACUAUGACAUCACAACGGUACCGAGAAAAUAACACACUCGCUCUAUGGCGUACUCUGGGGGUUCAUGAUAGGUCAACUUUCAACUUUGACAUUCUACAGUUAGACUGGGACCAGUUUCUGCACACCCUGGCCCGAGGUGUACGACUAUACUGUUUGGGAGACAGUUUGGACACCAUUCCUCGAGCUUCUAACAGGCUAAAGCGGUUAAAGCUGUUGCACUAUAGCUGCGUGGUCAUGUCUUCGUUUUUUAUUCUUAUAUUAUUCCGAGCUGUUUUAAAAACAUUACUUUUUUGAUUUUUUUAUGUAUCAAUAAAUUAUUAUCCUUAAUCACCACAAUAUUUGUGUACAUUUAUUCACGUUUAACAUAGAACCAUUUUAAUGAUGAAGUAUCCAUUUUCCAUAUUUCGAAAAUCUGAUUACAGGAUUUUAAAGUUUCUCAGAGGAUGUAAUUUCGACGUUCCACUGAAUGAGUUCAAUCAAUCAAUCAAUGUAUCUUUAUUUUACUUCAUGUAAACAUGAUUAGGCGUCAUAAGAAAGGUAUUUCAUUCAAAAGGUAAAGGUA